Molecule: messenger RNA, 3340 nt
Organism: Cuculus canorus (common cuckoo)
Lineage: Eukaryota; Metazoa; Chordata; Aves; Cuculiformes; Cuculidae
Gene: FGFR2
Product: fibroblast growth factor receptor 2
Exons: 18
Coding region: 317-2848 (843 amino acids)
Biological process (GO): multicellular organism development; positive regulation of kinase activity; positive regulation of cell population proliferation
Cellular component (GO): signaling receptor complex; membrane
Molecular function (GO): ATP binding; fibroblast growth factor binding; fibroblast growth factor receptor activity
Source: RefSeq, a predicted model, not a curated record
CCGCCCGGGGGGCGCGGGCAGACGGCGGCUCGGGGCUGGAUGGAGCGCAGCGCGGCGCAGCCCGGCCGGGCCGGGGGCGGGGAGGCGGCAGCCGGCGCCGGGCUCGCCCCUCCGAGGCGGUAGCGCCGCACCCGGGGCGCGGGACGGGGCUCCUGCCGCUGCUCCUUCCCCUCCGGCCCCCGCGGGGGAUGCUGCUGCCCGCCGAGUGACGCCGCCCGGCAGCGCCCGCAGCAGCAGCAGCCACCGUUCCAAGGGAGGAGGCAUUACCCUGGCUGAAGGCACUGCUUUCUCUCCAUGCUUCUCUAGAGGGGUUCAGAUGGGAUUAAAGUCCACAUGGAGCUAUGGAAAUGGACCAGGAAUUUACUCUAAAAAGAUGGUCAGCUGGGAUUCGAGUUGCCUUAUCUGCCUGGUGGUGGUCACCAUGGCUGGACUUUCCUUGGCUCGACCUUCGUUUAAUUUAGUUGUUGAAGACGCCACGCUGGAACCUGAAGAGCCGCCAACCAAAUACCAAAUCUCUCAGCCAGACGUAUAUUCAGCACUUCCAGGAGAACCGCUUGAGUUGCGCUGUCAAUUGAAAGACGCCGUCAUGAUCAGUUGGACUAAGGAUGGGGUCCCUUUGGGCCCCGACAAUAGGACAGUGAUUAUUGGGGAGUACUUACAAAUUAAGGAUGCUACACCCAGAGAUUCGGGCCUCUAUGCUUGCACAGCUGUUAGGACCCUAGACAGUGAUACUCUGUACUUCAUUGUAAAUGUUACAGAUGCUCUUUCUUCUGGGGAUGAUGAAGACGACAAUGAUGGGUCUGAGGACUUUGUGAACGACAGCAACCAGAUGAGGGCACCCUAUUGGACACACACGGACAAGAUGGAGAAGAGGCUACACGCGGUGCCAGCGGCAAACACCGUCAAGUUUCGUUGCCCGGCGAUGGGGAACCCAACACCGACUAUGCGAUGGCUGAAAAAUGGGAAGGAGUUUAAGCAAGAGCAUCGUAUUGGCGGCUAUAAGGUCCGCAACCAGCACUGGAGCCUCAUCAUGGAGAGCGUGGUCCCAUCUGACAAGGGAAAUUACACGUGCAUUGUGGAAAACCAGUACGGAUCCAUCAAUCACACCUACCAUCUCGACGUUGUUGAGCGAUCACCGCACAGACCCAUCCUCCAAGCUGGUCUUCCAGCCAAUGCCUCUGCCGUCGUUGGAGGGGACGUCGAGUUUGUCUGUAAAGUCUACAGCGACGCUCAGCCUCAUAUUCAGUGGAUAAAACACGUAGAGAAGAACGGCAGUAAAUACGGACCAGAUGGGCUGCCGUAUCUUCAGGUUCUAAAGCAUUCGGGGAUAAAUAGUUCCAAUGCUGAAGUGCUGACACUGUACAAUGUGACAGAGGCGGACGCUGGAGAAUAUAUUUGUAAGGUCUCCAAUUAUAUAGGGGAGGCCAACCAGUCUGCCUGGCUUUCUGUUCUGCCGAGUAUACCAGCUCCGGAGAAGGAAAAAGAAUACCCGACAUCUCCCGACUAUGCGGAAAUAGCGAUUUACUGUGUCGGGGUCUUCUUCAUCGCCUGUAUGGUGCUGACCGUCAUCCUGUGUCGCAUGAAGAACACCACCAAGAAGCCCGACUUCAGCAGCCAGCCCGCCGUCCACAAGCUGACAAAGCGAAUCCCUCUGCGCAGACAGGUAACAGUGUCAGCCGACUCGAGCUCCUCCAUGAACUCCAACACACCGCUGGUGAGGAUCACUACUCGCCUCUCCUCUGCUGCUGAUGCCCCCAUGCUGGCAGGAGUCUCGGAAUAUGAAUUGCCAGAAGACCCCAAAUGGGAGUUUCCUAGAGAUAAGCUGACGCUGGGUAAACCCCUGGGAGAAGGUUGCUUUGGGCAGGUUGUCAUGGCUGAAGCCGUGGGGAUUGACAAAGACCGGCCAAAAGAAGCAGUGACUGUGGCAGUGAAGAUGUUGAAAGAUGAUGCUACAGAAAAAGACUUGUCUGACCUGGUGUCAGAAAUGGAGAUGAUGAAGAUGAUUGGGAAGCAUAAAAAUAUCAUCAAUCUCCUUGGAGCCUGUACCCAGGAUGGUCCGUUGUACGUGAUAGUAGAAUACGCUUCCAAAGGAAACCUGCGGGAGUACCUGCGAGCGCGCCGCCCCCCAGGGAUGGAAUAUUCCUUUGAUAUCAACAGGGUACCAGAAGAGCAGAUGACAUUCAAGGAUUUAGUGUCAUGUACCUACCAGUUGGCAAGAGGCAUGGAGUACCUGGCUUCCCAAAAAUGUAUCCAUCGAGACUUGGCUGCGAGGAAUGUUUUAGUGACUGAAAAUAACGUCAUGAAAAUAGCAGACUUUGGGUUAGCCAGAGACAUCAACAAUAUAGAUUAUUACAAAAAGACUACUAAUGGACGGCUUCCAGUGAAGUGGAUGGCUCCAGAAGCUCUGUUUGACAGAGUUUACACGCAUCAAAGUGACGUUUGGUCAUUUGGUGUGUUAAUGUGGGAGAUCUUCACGUUAGGAGGAUCGCCCUACCCAGGAAUCCCAGUGGAGGAACUUUUUAAGCUGCUGAAAGAAGGGCACCGAAUGGAUAAACCUGCCAACUGCACCAAUGAACUCUAUAUGAUGAUGAGAGAUUGCUGGCAUGCCGUGCCUUCCCAGAGACCGACCUUUAAACAGUUGGUAGAAGACUUGGAUCGGAUUCUUACUCUCACAACUAAUGAGGAGUAUCUGGACCUCAGCGGACCUCUCGAGCAGUAUUCACCCAGUUACCCUGACACGAGGAGUUCGUGUUCUUCAGGCGAUGACUCUGUUUUUUCUCCCGAUCCAAUGCCUUAUGAACCUUGUCUUCCCAAGUACCAACACAUGAAUGGGAGCGUUAAAACAUGAAAGGAGAUCAUACAGAGGAAGAAAGAAACGAGAACAUCAAGCUACCUACCGUAUACAGAACAAAAUCUUUUCUCCAGGACCUGAAUAUUUCUGCUUGUACAUAUGAAAUAUGGAAAAAAACCCCUACCAACAAGAAAAAGGAUAAAAAAAACGUGGAGGCUUGGAGGAAAGCAGACAGAAUAUACAUAAAGAAUCUCAUAACUUGCAACAUUUGAAUAUUCCCAAGCAAGAAGAAUGUUUAGGAGCCGCGUCUACGUACCCAUCGCUAUCCAUUUCCUGGCUUCCUAUGAGCUGCAGCAGACUUUGUUUGUACAAAGGACCAGUUGGACUCGAGGCAAACCCUGCGUCUGCCUUUCUUGUUUAUUUUGUAAUAUUUGGAGAAAAUAUAUGUUGGCACACACUUACAGAGCACAGAUGCAGUAUAUAGGUGCUGGAUGUAUGUAAAUAUAUUCAAAAUAUGUAUAAAUAUAUUAUAUAUAUAUUUACAAUGAA